AUUUUGGUGUGAAAAAGUAAACAAUAUUUUGUGGUUGAUUUUUCAUGGGAAAAUCCUUUGUGAGAGCCAUGAAUUUGAUACAGAAAACCUUUUCACCCACUGGCAAAUCACAUUCAGCCACUGUCAUCUUCUUUCAUGGCUCGGGCGACACUGGAAGUAACCUUGUGGAGUGGAUUCGCUUCCUGCUGGGUCAAGACAUGACCUUUGGUCACAUUAAGGUCGUCUUUCCCACGGCGCCGCUGCAGAAAUACACUCCACUAGACGGUGAACUCUCAAAUGUCUGGUUUGACCGGAAAUCCAUCUCAAUUGAGGCCAAAGAGUGCCGGCUGUCGCUGGCGUCUAUCUACGAGACUGUGGCGGAGCUGCUGAAGACUGAAAUUGAUUCCGGAAUCGCUGAGCAUCGCAUAAUUGUUGGUGGAUUCUCAAUGGGAGGCGCUCUGGCCAUGCACACGGGCUUCCACAUCAAUCAGUCACUGGCCGGUGUGUUUGCCAUCUCGGCCUUCCUCAACAAAGGCUCUGUGGUGUACGAUUCACUGAAGACCAGGACAAAUGCGGACAAAUCACUGCCGAACUUCCUGAUGUUCCACGGCGAUCGGGACUCUCUCGUGCCCCUGAAGUGGGGCAAGGAGACGUUUGACAACUUGCUGGAUCACGGCGUUCGCGGAACUUUCGUUCCUGUUCGCAAUACAAUGCACGAGCUGAAGAAAUCGGAACUUCUACAACUCAAGGACUGGAUCUCGACGGUUUUGCCGCCCCUCGAGAGUGAUCUGACGAACAAAUUGUGAGUGGAAAAUGGAAAUUGAGGUGGAAAAGGCAUGAUUGGGCUGAUAAAUUGGGUUUAGUGUUAAGCAAUCGACAGAUUGAAGCAGAUUUGGAUGCGAAUUUAAGACUUCCUUUUCCCUUAUUCAUUCCUCAGUGUGUUAUUCCCAGAAUUUUCAUGAUUUUCUACAACAGUAAAAUGAAAGAACAAAUCCAAAUUGAUUCCAGCUUGUUUCUUGGCUUGAAUUCAGUGUUUUUAUGCAAAUUUGCUAUCCAAAAUUGCUUCAUCUUUCGCUAUUUUAUUAUAGCACAAAUGCAAAAUUGAGACAGAAAUAUUUUUUAUAGGCAUAGAAAUGCUAGACUUUGGUGAAAAUGACUUGAUUGC
This is a messenger RNA of Phlebotomus argentipes, 1144 nucleotides long. Its product is annotated as lysophospholipase-like protein 1. The transcript is spliced from 4 exons. The record is from RefSeq and is a predicted model, not a curated record. Lineage: Eukaryota; Metazoa; Arthropoda; Insecta; Diptera; Psychodidae. Gene Ontology annotation, biological process: protein depalmitoylation. Bases 45 to 785 code for a protein of 246 amino acids. Gene Ontology annotation, molecular function: carboxylic ester hydrolase activity; palmitoyl-(protein) hydrolase activity. Gene Ontology annotation, cellular component: cytoplasm.